This is a messenger RNA of Diuraphis noxia (Russian wheat aphid), 1645 nucleotides long. RefSeq lists its product as uncharacterized. Lineage: Eukaryota; Metazoa; Arthropoda; Insecta; Hemiptera; Aphididae. The record is from RefSeq and is a predicted model, not a curated record. Gene Ontology annotation, biological process: multicellular organismal reproductive process.
GGGUGGCAGCCGAACACUCCGACGUCGAAAGCCGUUGCUGCCGCAGUGUCGUUGUUUGCUCGUGGUGGUCUGUAUAGAUCGUAAUAAUAUAAUAUCACAAUUAAACGUUAGAUAUUAUAUUAGACGAUACACUAUUAUAAGCUGCCCGGACGCGCGCACCGUAUACACAUUCGGCUUCGACUUCCGGUCUCCACUGCAGGACCGUUAACGAUCCACCCCCGUCGCAGAUCAUAGUCUUGUUUUCCCGACAUUUCCGGGAUAGUAAGUUUUUGGCGCGGGUCUCUCCAUCCGAUCGUUUWCGCUUCCGUUGAGCACUAAUCGCCGUGUCGAUUGCUGUAUUUUCGUACACAAUAUAGUACACGUGAUUCAGUACAUUAUAAUAAAUCGUCAACGUCAUGCACGUAAGUUCCAAGACGAUGAAGUUUGUGUUGACGGCCGUGGUCCUGGCGACGGUCGUCUGCACGGCAGCGGCAAAGUCCGCGAAAACCAGCAGAUUGGCUAAGUACACGACGCUAUGCAAGCUUUCAGACCCAAAAUUAAGCCAAUGUUUGACAAACUUAAUGAAAGAUAUUUUAAAGCAUUCUAAAUCAGGUAUACCUGAGCUUAACAUACCGGCGUUGGAACCAUUUAUCAUUCAAGAAAUUGAUUUAAAAAUAUUCCAAGGCCUAAGUACUUCACUUUUCGGUGGCAACGUUCGAGGUUCCAACAAAACUAAGGCAUUUGCACGUAAUUUAGUUGUUCAUCAUUCAUCUGAAUUUGAUAUUCACGAUCUUAAGGUGGAUAUUAAAAAGAACGAAUUUUUCAUAGACCUCUCUUUCCCAAAACUUCAAAUAGAAGGAGAAUAUGACGUAAAUUUAAUUAUGUUUAAUAUGCCAAUCAAAAGCACAGGACCUGUAUACAUAAAUGCCACUGACAUUACAGUCAAAGCUACAUUGAGCGGGAAGACAAUAAAGAGGAAGAACGAGUCUCUUUUACUGUUUGAUAAUAUUGAUAUCAAAGUUAACUUCAAAGACUACUCAAUAAUGAUUGAAAAUUUGUUUAAGAAAGAUCAAAACCUGAACAGAGCAUUGAACGAUAUGAUCAAGGGCCAAAAAGCCGAGUUAAGAAAACUAACGAUGCCGAUGAUUGAAGAACUAGCCGGAAAAAUGGUGCUCUCUAUGAUAAAUCAGAUUUUGACCGGUUUACCACUUGAGGAAAUUUUCGUGCCAGAGUAGUGUCCAGUUUUAUACUAUAUCUAAUGGUUUACCUUCGAUGUAAUUAUUCUUGGUUUAUUUCUGUUCUGUGUAUUUAAUAGCUUAAGUAGAAAAUUUUAACGAACAUAUUCGUAUAAAUGUAUCUUUUUUUUAUAAAUAAUAUAUAUCAUAUAUUGUUACCAUUUUCUGUGAUCAUAUUAAAAAUGGAAAAUUUACUAGCCCUCUAAAAAUAUUUUACGACAUUAGUAUUCAGACUUAUAAAAAACGAAAUAUUGUUGAUUUUAUAUUGUUAAUCUGGAAACAGUUGUUCGUAGGUAAAAUGUUGUGUAAGUUUUUCCACAGUGUCUAACACGAACUCUUCGAGCACCUUUUGAAUGAUCGGCCUGAGCUCCAUGAAAAACAUAAUGAAAUUUGCAUUUAUAGCCAAAUUGAGUACUUCACCUAAAAGAAAA